UUUCCAGCAUCAAUUAUGAUCAAGUUUUGUUAUUUGGCAAUCUUUCUCAUCCUUGUUCAUCAUUUGGUGGCCGUUCAAUCUAUAAAUGCAGCAGCUCCUAAGAAGGGUGUUUCCCGGAAUCCGGCUGAUUUCCUAUCUUUAGGCUACUACCUUAAAAAAUGCCCGGAGGCUGAGAGCAUCAUCCAGCAAAAAGUAGGAGCCUGGAUUCAGAAGGAUUUCACCUUGGCUGCCAGCAUCAUUCGUUUGCACUUCCACGAUUGUGCUGUUAGGGGCUGUGAUGCAUCCAUUCUGUUGAACUAUAGAGGAAGCGAGAGGGCAGCAUAUGUCAGCAGCAGUCUGAGAGGUUUCCAAAUGAUCGAUGACAUCAAGGAAACACUCGAGAAGAAGUGUCCAAGAACUGUGUCUUGUGCUGAUAUUCUCACAGCUGCAGCUAGAGAUGCCACUGUUUUUGCUGGAGGUCCAUUCUGGGAAGUCCCAUUUGGGCGUAAAGAUGGGAGAAUUUCUAUAGCCAAAGAAGCCGAAAUGGUUCCUCAGGGCAAUGAAAAUGUUACAGCUUUAAUCCAACUUUUCAAAGCUAAAGGAUUGGAUAUUCUUGAUUUAGUCACUCUUUCAGGGGCACACACCAUUGGAAGAUCAACUUGUGGUCCAUUUCUAAAUAGGCUGUAUAACUAUAAUGGAACAAGAAAGCCUGAUCCCUCUCUCAAUACCUAUUACUUGAAACUGUUGAAGAAGAGAUGCAGGCACUCAACUGACCUUGUUUAUCUCGAUGUCAUAACUCCGAGGACUUUUGACACUGUUUUCUACACAAAUCUCAAGAGGAAGGCUGGAUUGUUAACAACAGAUCAAGACCUCUACUCAGAUCCAAGAACUGCUCCUUUUGUAGAAGCAAUGGCAUCUCAACCCUUCUUGUUUGAGAACCAGUUUUUGGUAUCUAUGACAAAGCUUGGAAAUGUUCAAGUUCUUACUAGGAAUGAAGGUGAAGUUCGAGUGAAUUGCAAUUAUAUUAAUGCCCGUUGAAGGGUAAUAUUGUUCAGUACUUCCAAGUUAUUUUUCCAAUGCUUUUUUAUUCAAUAACUCAUGAAACCUGACCUUUUGUGAUUUGAAAUGUUGGGAG
This is a messenger RNA of Juglans regia (Persian walnut), 1114 nucleotides long. Its product is annotated as peroxidase 7-like. Bases 16 to 1017 code for a protein of 333 amino acids. NCBI's taxonomy places the organism in Eukaryota, Viridiplantae, Streptophyta, Magnoliopsida, Fagales, Juglandaceae. The transcript is spliced from 2 exons. Gene Ontology annotation, molecular function: heme binding; peroxidase activity. The record is from RefSeq and is a predicted model, not a curated record. Gene Ontology annotation, cellular component: plant-type cell wall; plasmodesma. Gene Ontology annotation, biological process: response to oxidative stress; hydrogen peroxide catabolic process.